Molecule: messenger RNA, 4092 nt
Organism: Fusarium pseudograminearum CS3096
Lineage: Eukaryota; Fungi; Ascomycota; Sordariomycetes; Hypocreales; Nectriaceae
Exons: 3
Coding region: 1-4092 (1363 amino acids)
Biological process (GO): mRNA catabolic process
Cellular component (GO): exosome (RNase complex); P-body
Molecular function (GO): RNA binding; 3'-5'-RNA exonuclease activity
Source: RefSeq, a predicted model, not a curated record
AUGGACCAGCAGCAACAGCAACCCCCGCAGCAGCCGCAGCAGCAGCAGCAGCAGCAGCAAUCGCAGUCUCAACAGCAUGCUUCUCAGCAGCAGCCCCAGGUUGGCGGCGUCCCUGGGCCUGCUGGACGCAGACUUCAUAUUGCCCAUCGCCGAAGCCCUUCUGAGCUGACGCCACUGAUGAGCAUGUUUGCUAACCCUGGAAUGGAGCAGCUUGCCAUUCAGCAGCAGAUCGAGCUGUUGCAGCAACAGCAGCAGCAGAUUCAAGCUACGCAUCAGCAAUAUGUCAGCAUGGGGAUGAUGCCUCCGGGACAACCUCUUGGUCCUGGCGGUGCGUUCAAUCCUUUGCAGCCAAUGCCCAAUAUGUCGCAAGCUGCUUUCCAAUUCCCCAACCAAGUACCUCAGCAAAACAUUGCCCCCCCUACCCAGCCACUUUCACAUCGCCGUAAUCAGUCGGCACUCCCCAACAUGGGUAUGGGACCCCCUCCCGCACCUUCCUCCGGUGCUUCUGGAAACGCUCCCUUCGGAAGCUUUGAGGCCCCCCAGGCCCAAGCCCAAGGCCGAGAGAACGCUGGAGGCCGAGGUGGUCGUGGUGGGCCCCCUGGCGGAGGUCAUCAGAGAAGACACUCUCUGGCUCUUGCCGAUGCCAAGAAGGCCGCCGAACUCGCCCAGCAGAAACGAACAACUACAGGCUUCUCAUUCCCUGCCUCUCCUGCCCCCGAUGAUGAGAACAAGCCCGCUGCUCAGCCUACCCUCGAUGUUCCCGUCGCUCAAGGAUCGACUCGUGGAGGACGUGGAGGUCAUGGCCGCAGCCAGAGUAUGGCUGUCAAUGGCCGUGGAGGUGGUCGUGGCGGCGGCUUAAACGCUGAGAGCAACGAGUUCCAGCGUCGCGGAAGCGGCCACGCCCGUACCGGAUCCCGCAACUUCGAAGGAAACUGGCGCACCCAAGGCCAAGAUCAAGGUGGCAACGCUGGUCAGAACCAAGGCUUCCAGCCUGGUCAUCGACCUCGUGGAUCCAUGAACCAGUCCGUCUCUGGAGUUGGAGGCUUCCAGUACAACCCUAACCAACCUCAGGUUAUGCAGAUGCCAAACCAAAUGAUGAUGCCCCAGAUGUAUGGUCAGCAGCUUAACCCUAUGCAACUGAACCAGUUGCAGGCAUUGCAAGCCGCUCAGAUGAACGGUCAGCAAUUCGUGGGCCUUCAGGGCUCACAGCACGCUGGUCAGCUCGGUGGCCAGCAGCAGCAACAGCAGCGCAAGACCCUUUUCACCCCUUAUCUUCCCCAGGCCUCUCUUCCCGCCCUCUUGGGUGAUGGUCAACUCGUUUCUGGUAUCCUCCGUGUUAACAAGAAGAACCGUAGCGAUGCUUACGUUACCACUCAGGAUGGCCUCCUUGACGCCGAUAUCUUUAUUUGCGGUAGCAAAGACCGAAACCGUGCGCUUGAGGGUGAUCUCGUUGCCGUUGAGCUCCUGGACGUCGAUGAAGUCUGGGGCCAGAAGCGCGAGAAAGAAGAAAAGAAGAAGCGCAAGGACAUUACCGAUACUCGAUCCGGAUCCACCAACCAGGGUAACCAGAACUCUAGUAACAACAAUGACGGCAACCCCCCUGAGGGUGGUAUUCGCCGCCGUGGCAGUCUGCGUCAGCGACCCACACAAAAGAAGAACGACGACGUCGAAGUCGAGGGUCAGAGCCUUCUCCUUGUCGAGGAGGAGGAGAUCAACGACGAGCAGAAGCCUCUGUACGCUGGUCAUGUCGUUGCAGUUGUGGAGCGAGUUGCAGGUCAAAUGUUCUCUGGAACUCUUGGUCUGCUCCGCCCCAGCAGUCAAGCCACCAAGGAGAAGCAGGAGGCUGAGAGGGCCGCUCGCGAGGGUAACAACUCCCGUCACCCUGAGCCUCGUCAGCAGGAGAAGCCAAAGAUUGUUUGGUUCAAGCCUACAGACAAGCGUGUGCCUCUUAUCGCCAUCCCCACUGAGCAGGCUCCCCGCGAUUUCGUUGAGAAGCACCAAGACUAUGCGGAUCGAAUUUUUGUGGCCUGCAUAAAACGCUGGCCCAUUACUUCGCUCCACCCCUUCGGAACUCUCGUCGAACAGCUUGGACGCAUGGGUGAUCUCAAGGUUGAGACUGAUGCUCUCCUUCGCGAUAACAACUUUGCUUCAGAUGAGUUCUCUGAUGCUGUUCUCCGCAGCGUCGGUCUCCAGGAUUGGUCUCUCGAGAAGGAGGACGAGGCUGCUGUGGCCGAGCGCCGUGACUACCGUGAGGAGAAGGCUUUCACAAUCGACUUCAACGGGGGCGCCGAGCUUGGCAAUGCAGUCCACGCCAAGUCCCGCCCUGAUGGCAAGAUUGAGAUUGGUGUCCAUGUUGCUGACAUUGCUCACUUUGUCAAGCCCAACUCUCUUGUGGAUCGUGAAGCGAAGAAGAGAGGCACAUCCGUUCAGCUCAAGAACCGCUUCUGCGCUUUGCUGCCUCCCAAGCUGUGUACCGAAAUCUGCUCUCUGACUCCUGACCAGGAUCGUCUAGCUGUUUCUGUUGUUUUCAACGUGAACCCCCUCACCGGAUCUGUCUCCGAAGGUGACGCAUGGGUUGGCCGUUCAAUUGUCAAGAGUGCCGGCAAGGUCUCUCUUGAUGACAUCAAUGAUGCACUUAAUAACCCUUCUGAGUACAAGAACCAAGCUGUUCCCGUCAACACCAUUCAAAUUCUCAACGCUGUUUCACAGAAGUUCCGGGAAGCUCGUCUGGGCGCAGGCGGCGAGCCAAUUGCCCCUCUUAGGUUGUUCCAACAGCUCGACGACGAAAACGACCCUGUCCAAGAUAACCUCUUUGACUCAACUCAGGCUCUCGAGCUUGUUGAAGAGUUGCUUCACAAGGCCAAUGCUCAUGUCGCACAGCGCCUUGUUGAGGGACUUCCCGAGAAGGCUUUCCUGCGACGCCAGUCUGCCCCCAACCCUCGUCGACUCCAAACCUUUGUUGAGCGCAUGACAGCUCUGGGCUAUGACAUCGACUCAUCUGGCAGUGGUGCCCUUCAAAACAGUCUUUUCAAGGUCGAUGAUCCCGAUCUGCGCAAGGGCAUGGAGACACUUGUCGUUAAGUCUAUGCAGAGGGCGAAGUACUUCGUCUCAGGAAAGACCAACAAGCAAUUGUGGCCUCACUAUGCCCUCAACCUGCCUGUCUACACCCACUUCACCAACCCCACUCGCCGAUACGCCGACAUAAUUGUGCAUCGCCAAUUGGAGGCUGUUCUCUCCGAAGGCAAGAUUGAGUUCACUGAUGACCUGGAGAACCUUGUUAAGACUGCUGAGUCCUGUAACACCAAGAAGGACUCCGCUCAAAAUGCUCAGGAGCAGAGUGUUCACAUCGAGUCUUGCCGAACAAUGGACAAGAAGCGACAGGAAGCCAACGGUGAUCUCAUCGCUGAGGGUAUUGUCCUGUGCGUUUACGAAUCAGCCUUUGAUGUCCUCAUUCCUGAGUGGGGCUUCGAGAAGCGAGUUCACUGCGAUCAGCUGCCCUUGAAGAAGGCCGAGUUCCGCAAGGAGAAGCGCGUCCUCGAGCUUUACUGGGAAAAGGGUGUCCCCAGCUCCGCGUUCGUGCCCGAGGAUGAGCGACCCAAGGCUGCGGCAUCCAUUCGACACUCCAACGCUAUUGCUGCUCAGCGACAGGCUGAGGAGGUUGAACGUGCACGAAAGGAGCGCGAGGAGGCUACCCGUAAACAAACCGACACGGGCACCAUCUCUACUGAUGAUGUUGAUGCCCUGUUCGACGACGACGAUGACAACACAUCGGAUGUCACCGAGGCUAUGGCCGGAGCUUCACUGGCCGAACGCCCAACGCAGAGCGUUCCUGGUUCCCCAACUCGUUCCACCUCCACCGCUGGCAACCUGCACCGCACCCGCUCUGACUCCAAGGUACCCGUGGCAGAGGCUGUUGAGACUCGCCUCUCAAACAAAGAGAAGUACCUUAACCUGUUCUCGCUCCGUGAAGAGGGAGGUGAUUACAUCCAGGAUGUGACAGAGAUGACGAGAGUGCCGGUCAUUCUGAAGACGGAUCUUACCAAGAGCCCACCUUGCCUCACAAUUCGAUCCCUAAACCCCUACGCUCUGUAA